This is a messenger RNA of Limulus polyphemus (Atlantic horseshoe crab), 3637 nucleotides long. Its product is annotated as protein phosphatase 1 regulatory subunit 37-like. NCBI's taxonomy places the organism in Eukaryota, Metazoa, Arthropoda, Merostomata, Xiphosura, Limulidae. The transcript is spliced from 12 exons. Gene Ontology annotation, molecular function: protein binding. Bases 88 to 2694 code for a protein of 868 amino acids. The record is from RefSeq and is a predicted model, not a curated record.
UGUAUAUAGCCCAGAACUGUUGAUUUUAUGGUGAUGUAGCACGUUAAUCGGAUAUAUACAAAUAAAAAAUAAUUCUUUAUCUUUAUUAUGGCAAACUUGGAAAUAAGUGGUCUUGGUAAUAUUCCGGUGUACGAGAAGGCCGCCUCGGAACCUUCUACACCGACCGAAGUCGCCAAAGUUGUUCACGGAUGUAGGUUGAAACGUACGAAACCUGGCAAAGAACAACGAGUGAGUUUUCCAUCUGAUGAUAUGAUAGUCACAAGCUAUUUUGAUGCGCCAGUUCCUUGGGACUGUCCGUUGGAGUCAUUCUCCACGGACGAACUUGUUAGAGCUUAUCGUAAAGCCUGUGACGAUCAAGGCGUAAAGCCGCUCUGCCGUCUUUUGGAACAACUACAAAAAAUCAAGUCUUUAAAUCGUAAAGACAAUAAUCUGAUUUUGAAAGGUGAAAAACUGACUUCUAAACAUUGUGAAACUUUGGAGGAGGUUUUCAAGAGAGUCCAGUUUCAAACAGUAGAUCUGGAAGCUUGUGGGUUAGAUGAUGAGGGCUCAGCUGCAGUUUUUGAUAUGAUAGAAUAUUACGAGUCAGCCUCUAAUUUGAAUAUAUCUUUUAACAAACACAUUGGCUUAAGGGGGUGGCAGUCAUGUUCUCGCAUGCUAAAAAAAACUCCUUGUAUUAAGUAUUUAGAUGCUCGUAAUACUGGCUUAAAUGACCAGAGUCUACUUAUACUUGGCCGUGCCCUUCGACUUGGCUCUGGCUUGUUUAUUCUUCACCUUGAGAACUCUGGACUUAAUGGGAGGUCACUGGUUAUUCUGAUGGCAGCACUGAAACUAAACAACGUUCUAAGAGAACUCUACCUUGGAGAUAACAAAAUUUCAUCAGCUGAUGGACUUCAGGUUGGAAAUUUACUGAGAGCCAACAGUUGGCUGGAGAUGCUUGAUCUCAGAAACAAUAAUUUGCAGGACCUAGGAAUGUCUCAUAUACUAGAUGGAUUAAGUCAUCAACCUACUUUGGGGGGAUCUGGGCUACAAACACUAGUACUGUGGAACAACCAGAUUUCAAGUAAUGGCAUGAAACAUUUGGUUCAUUCAAUUCCACACAUAGGAAACUUGAAAACUCUCAACCUUGGACACAACAACCUUGGGAACAAUGGCUUACAGCAGCUGAAACAAGCCUUGAUGUGCAACAAGACAGUGAUAUAUUUAGGCCUUCAGAACACAAACAUAACAUGUGAGGGUGCAGUAGCUAUAGCUGAAUACCUUGCUGAAAGUAAACAAAUCACGAGAGUUGACUUGCGUGACAACAAGAUUCAAGUAGCUGGUCUCAUGGCUCUUUCACUGUCCUUGAAACACAAUGAAAGUGUUACCCGUGUGGAUCUGGACUACAUAGCUAAACAGAACCAAUAUGAUGAUAUUCAUGACCACAACAAACUCUUAAAGGACAUAUCUCAGUAUUGUAAGAGAAACAAAGAACAGAAAGAGCUUGAAGCAUGGAAUGCUGUCAAGCCUAAGCCUAACUUACCAGACAGCCUGCUAAUGAAGACUUCUCAACUGACCUCGAGUCUGUGCCCAGCAAAUGUUUUUGAUGAUAAUAGUGAUGCUCAGUGUUCUUCCACGAUCUUCAUCCAGCAGUGUGACAAUGCUAAAGAAAUGACUAAAGAGGCUAAUAGUGCUAAGGAAACUACUAGUAAUGAGCCAGAUUUGUUGAGAGAAGGGUUUUUGCAAAGUUGUCCCAUUCCUGUAUCUGGUAAAAGUAGAUUUCGAGUCAGUCAAGUGUUUCUUGAAAAAGAAGGGGAAAAGACACCACUGACUAAAUCAGGUUUUUCAGCUUCUGUUGUAGGUUCUCCAUUAGCAGUGCAAACAGCCAUUAGAGAUCCUGGCAUCUCCAACAUGGAGGACUUGCACUCAGUUGAUAGUCUUCCUCCAUCUUUACUAUCAUCCUUUGUAGAAGAUUCUGAAGAUCAUCAUACAUCAAAACAGGUUGCCUCUCCAGAUAUUGCUCAAAGUCAAACCAGGUUAGAUCAAAAGUCUUCUGAACAAUCAGCUUGUUCCCAAAGCUCUGGAAGAGUGUUUAUUUCAAGUUUUAAAGAAAAAGAAAUCAGUGAAACUGAUGUUUCAAAAUGUUGUUCAAUGCAGUCUUGUCAAGUUUCCAGUCCACAUUUAUCACAAUUACCCGACUCUUCUUCAGUACAAAGUGCUUCUGGAAAUGCUCAGUUAUCAAUGACCACCAAUACUAUACAAACUACUUUUCCUUCAACAACAUUUUACAAAGCAGUGGUGGUAGAUGGUGCAAAAGUGUCUACCAGUGGGAAAGCUUUAGCUGUGCUUCCAAAUCAGGUGGACAUCUCAAAUAAUGAAAGAACUGUGAAAAUAUUCCAAGAAUGUAGUUCGUCUGUUCUGAAAGGCCUUAAUAGUGAGAGAAAUAAUUUUAUAGAACUAGACGUAUUGGGUAAAAAAACAAAGAAUCAGAACUUUCCCGAUUCAGCGAAUAACCAACAAUACUUACGGAUGAUACACCGCAGAGUCAGUACUCCUGUAGUUUCUCUAACUCCACCAUCCACAUCUAAGCCUAUAGCCUUGAACCUAAGUGUCUGUAAACAUCUGGAAGGUCUGGAUCUACGUAGCUCAGUUCCUCUGUCUCCCACACGACUCCUGGAGGGAAUAUCAUUCCCAGAUCCACCACUGACAAUGAAAUAGAAGACUUAAUUAAUUAUGUCAGAAGAUCAAGGACUUUAAGCUGGUUAUAUAUGUAAUGUACCUCAAGAGUUCACAGUUGUGACCUAUUAAACCCUUUCCUUACAAAUAUUAGUUGUUCAAGAUAUUGUACAGUAUUAAUGUUGUUGUAAGAUAUUAAUUGUUGACAUAUUAUACAAUGGAAGUUUUGAUUAUAUGGUUAUAUAAGUUGUGUUUGAAAAUGGUGUGUUUAAAUGUGAGGCUUAAAAACUGGUGAUUUGAUUUAGUAAUAUGCUGAAAGCUAAAAACAGAAUGUAUAGUACUCUUCUGAUGAAGAAUAAUUUUCUCGCACAAUUUCCACAUAGGUUGUAUGAAAAUGUUUAGAUGAGAGGGUCAUAUCAAACAUCUUUAUGGAUAUAUAUAUAUAUAUAUGUGUGUGUGUGUGUGUGUGUGUAUGUAUGUGUGAACUUACCAAAGAGUUGUAAUUUCUCCUUUCGUAAAAAUUUGCCAAUAUAAAAAUUAAUUUUUCUUUUACUGAAAGAGAGUUUAAACAAAGUAUAGUAAUGUUUUCAAACUUUUGUAUUGUUUUUGAUUUACAAAAUUUAGGCUCAAUACAAAGGUUUGUAAAAAGAAAUAUUUUAAAAUCUGGAUUGAAAUAUAACACUUUUUUAGGUGUACAAGUAACUUUUACAUCAUAUUCAUAUUUCCAGACUCUCAUGCUAAAAUUACUGAGUAAUGAAUUUGUUAUAUAAAAGGAAAAAACAAUUAUGGGCAUAUAAUGCUUAAGUAGAAAAGCUACCUGGUAGUAGGUUUUUGUGUAUGUAUCCUAGGAUAUUAGGUAGUGCAGAGAUUAUAAAUAAUCGUUUUUUACAAUGACUGUCGAUUGUGAAAUAUGAGAACAAUAUCACUUAGAAUAAAUAGUUGAACCUUCAUAUUUUAUUUUAAUACUUAGUCUAAAAAUAAAAAU